CGUCAGCGGGCGGACACGUGCGGUGGGCGAUGGCGGGCGUUGGGAGCCGCCAGUCCCCUAGCUAAUGCAGCGAGAGGAGAGAGAGCAGAGCCGGGCGCUCGGUGUGACCGCGGCCGGCCGCCUCCUCACCCCAAUACCGGGCGGGGGAGAGGGGCGAGGGCCGGUACACAGGGAAUGGGCGUCGGCCGCGGAGCCGGGGUAGGUAAGGUAGGCGAGGCCCGAGGCCCCCGGUGAUGGGCCGACGCGGAGCGGACUUGAGCGACAUGGAGCUCGCUAGCGGGGCGGCCGCGGGGCCCGGCAACCUGACGGCGCUCAGCAACCAGAGCUGGGCGGCCGAGGCGGGGUCUGUGCCGGCUGCGGCGACGGCCAUAGUUGUGACCGCCCAGGCGCUGGUGCUUCUCCUCAUCUUCCUGCUGUCGGGCCUGGGCAACGCGGCGGUGAUCGCGGUGAUCGCCAGGCACCGGCGGCUGCGCACCGUCACCAACGCCUUCAUCGUGUCGCUGUCGCUGUCCGACCUGCUCACCGCGCUGCUCUGCCUCCCCUUCUCCUUCCUCAUGCUCUUCAGUACCGACGGUGCCUGGAACUUCGGCGACUUCCUCUGCCUGGUCAACGGCUUCUUCAACUCGUGUUCGGGCAUCGUCUCCAGCCUCACCAUGACCCUCAUCUCCUUCGACCGCUACUACGCAAUCGUCAGGCGGCCACGGGGAAAGAUGGACAGGCGCCUGGCAGCGCAGCUCCUGGCCGCCGUCUGGCUGACGGCCUUCUUCUUUUCUUUCCCUUGGCAUCUCUUGUUACCAGCCCCGGAUCACAAGGUGGUUCACAAGAAGGGCUUCUACCACUGCAUGUACAUCUUUCACUCAGGCAGCUCGCCCAUGGGCACUGGCUACAGCCUGGCCCUGAUUGUCACUUGCUACCUGCUGCCUUUCUCUCUGAUGUGUUUCUGCCACUACAACAUCUGUAAGACUGUGAGGCUUUCAGAAAUCCGAGUCCGCCCAGAACCUACCUAUGCCCACCUUCUGCGCUUCUACAGUGAAAUGAGGACAGCCACCACAGUGUUGAUAAUGAUUGUCUUCAUCAUCUGCUGCUGGGGCCCAUACUGUGUCAUGGGAAUUAUCACUGCCACUAACAACCUUCGUUUCACUCCUGUCAUGGACACCGUGGCCAUCUGGCUGGCCUGGGCCAACGGUGCCCUCAAUCCUGUCAUCUACGCCACCAGAAAUCCCAACAUUUCCAUGCUUUUGGGAAGGAAAAGGGAAGACGGUUACAGGACUAGAAACAUAGCAGCCUAUCUGUCUGGGCAGAACCAAGAUCACGAGACAAGAAUUCAGUCAGACAGGAUAAGGGAUCACUACGUCAGAGGGCAGGGAACUGGCAACAGGAUGUCCUCUUCUAGUCCCGCGAAUGGGGACGUGGCAAUGUGGGCCUGUAAAAAUCCAGCUGUGUUCUUCUGUCGGGAUGGACAGCCUGAUGCAACGCCUGAGCCUACAGUAGCCAAAUCAGUGACUGCAGACACCAGCCUUUAAAUAAGAUCAAAACCAUCCAAUCGGAUUAUUUACAUUUGGUAACAUUUAAUGGAGGAUGGAGCAAACGGUUUGUGGUACAAAACCUGUUUGUGACACUGGGAUGGGUUAUGUUAAAAUGUGCUAUGAUUGGAUUUGAGAUGAUUUCAUUCCAAAGUCUUAAUCAUAAAGAAAGAAAAUUAGUUUUUGGUAACAUGAAACAGACCAUUUUAUGUCUAAUCUGUAUAAAGUACAAUAUCGAACCCUCGCUUGAGAAAACUGUAAAUGUUCUGAAAUGGCUGAAGUGCCAAAUGGCAAUGGGACAUUAAUAACAAAAAAAUAAUUGCCUUACCCUAAACGAUGGGACAACUACAUUUUUUUCAGAUGCUGUUUAUCGUGUCCUUUCCCUUUGAAGGAAAGGUGUAAUGGUGUGAAAAUAGUUUCCAUAUAUGAAUAGUUGAAAAGCAGGUUGAUGGAUAUUGCUUUGCAAUUGGAUUGUGACUAUUUUAUGGUGUAUUUAACUUCCAUUGUCAUUGAAGUUAAUUUUGAUUUGGUUCACGCUGCAAGAAAUUGUCAGAUUGAUCAAGUCAUUUGAAGUACUACCCAAAUUUGCACCUGCUGAAAAGGAACAUUCAAGUUUCCUGAAGCUAGUUGUCAAUAACAGUUGUGAUUUCCACGCCAUGAAUGCGAUUGCUGAGCUGUGUGCAGGGAGAGUCAUCAGAUCUUGGAAGGAUCCCGUAUCAUUGUGAUCUUUACUACAACUGGAAGAAAAUAAAAAUGUAGGUGAAAUGGCAAGAGCAGGUGUAUAGCCAACUCCAACAGAUCCUCUGUCCUGUGGAGGGCUAUGCCUCAAGCAGAACCACAUGAGCCAUGGUCAUUAUUGUAUUAUUGGUACAUAUUUAUUUGCUCUGUUGCAUUAAUGUGCAUGUAAAGCUGAAGAAAAUGUUAUUUUGGUACACCAAAUAUUUAAACUCUUGAAUGUAUAGGGAUGAUCAGCUAUGGCAGAUUCAUGCUCAUAUAAAAGGACAGUAAACAGUGAUAGAACAAGCAAAAGUAAUUGUAAAAGUAUUUUGACCUUUAGUAAUACAAAUCUGUUCGAUGUUAUCAAAAUACAAUUGAAGAGAUCUUUAGGUUGUGUCACAUUGCAAAUUUCAGCAGAUUUUUUAAAACUCUCAUUUCACUGUCAUUCUCCCGUCUGUCAGAACUAUAAUUUCAGUGAGAAGGAUGUUAAAAGUAAUGUUAAACUUACUGUUUAAAGGUUAUGCAUGCAAGGGUGAACAUGACCAGAAUUGCCUGGCCGAAUUUCAUCUGGAAAUGAUAGUUGGUACAAUCCAGGAGAAAAUACUUUUGCAUAAUAGGUACAUAAAAGCAGGUGUGCGUUCCAUUUCUAGGCUGGGGUGUGUUCUCUGUUUCAAUACUUACACUAAUAAUCUUGCAUAAAAGAGCAUAAACAUAAUUUAUUGAUUAUGGCAUUAUUUGGUAAAUGUCAUUGUAGAGGUCAGCUGCAUCCAGUUUACAUAUAGCUGCAUUUAAUGGCAGUGAGAUGAGUAAUGUUGUCUUGAUGAUGUCAUGCUUGGGUUGACGCCUCCAUGCCAGUUCUGUGGUUUGAGAUGGUUGCUGAGGCCAUUGUGGGACCCUGCCACUGGUGCGUGAGGAGAUGCUGGACAUGGUGUAGUGGAGAGUAAGAUGGAUGGUUUGGGAGGUGGUAUGCAUUUUCCAUUGUAAGCAAUGAGAUGUGCAUUCUCAAGAAAUAAAUUCUGUUUUGAGCAAUUGAGGCAUUGGGAAUACCACAAAUUGGUAAAGAUAUUGCAUUUUUGCAGGAGGCUUUGACACCAUUCCCUCUAUUCACUUGAUUCUCUAAAUUUGAAGAUUGCUCACUUGAAGGAACCUUUUCCUUUUUAUACAGGUGAUGAACAUUGUCCACAGUUCCCCCUCCCAAUACUGCUUUCUUAAUAGACACAAAAUGCCUGACUAACUCAGCGGGACAGGCAGCGUCUCUGGUUAGAAGGAAUGGGUGACAUUUCGGG
This is a messenger RNA of Amblyraja radiata (thorny skate), 3526 nucleotides long. It is a transcript of the gene gpr135, whose product is annotated as G protein-coupled receptor 135. The record is from RefSeq and is a predicted model, not a curated record. The transcript has a single exon. Gene Ontology annotation, cellular component: membrane. Gene Ontology annotation, molecular function: G protein-coupled receptor activity. The coding region runs from base 234 to 1523 and encodes 429 amino acids. NCBI's taxonomy places the organism in Eukaryota, Metazoa, Chordata, Chondrichthyes, Rajiformes, Rajidae. Gene Ontology annotation, biological process: G protein-coupled receptor signaling pathway.